Molecule: messenger RNA, 808 nt
Organism: Papaver somniferum (opium poppy)
Lineage: Eukaryota; Viridiplantae; Streptophyta; Magnoliopsida; Ranunculales; Papaveraceae
Product: nudC domain-containing protein 2-like
Exons: 5
Coding region: 110-586 (158 amino acids)
Biological process (GO): protein folding
Cellular component (GO): cytoplasm
Source: RefSeq, a predicted model, not a curated record
AAACCUAUCCGGCCCGAUAGUUGUGCACCCCUACUCGAAUCAUAUUUUCUUCCAAAGAAGAAUCCUCUUCGCCUCCGGUCGGAACACGAAAGAGAGCAAACCCCUAGAUAUGGCAGAGAAAUUGGGACCAGAAAAGCGUCACAGCUUCUUACACGGUGGUCAGAAGGUCUUUGAGUGGGAUCAAACAUUAGAGGAGGUGAACAUUUACAUAACACUUCCACCAAAUGUUCCCACCAAGUUAUUUCACUGCAAGAUACAGUCUAAACAUUUAGAAGUUGGGAUUAAAGGAAACCCCCCAUACCUUAAUCAUGAUCUUACCUCACCGGUGAAGACUGAUGAUUCAUUUUGGACUAUAGAGGAUGAUAUCUUGCAUGUAACAUUGCAAAAGAGAGAGAAAGGACAGACAUGGUCUUCUCCUAUACAGGGGCAGGGUCAGCUGGAUCCUUUGGUGGCAGAUCAAGAACAGAAGCGCCUCAUGCUUCAGAGAUUCCAGGAGGAGAAUCCUGGGUUUGACUUCUCGCAGGCUCAGUUUAGUGGAAAUUGCCCUGAUCCCCGGACCUUCAUGGGAGGGAUCCGUUCAGAUUGACAUUUGAUUUGAUAUGCAAACAUCAUCACUAACUUGCUUGUGCUUCUGGUAAAUAAAUGAUGUAAGUAGGUCCUUUUUCAUUAUCCACCAAGUAGGUCCUUUUGGUCCUUAUCCAGCUCUGUCAUCAUAAUUUCUGUAAAAUGUUGAUACUGUCAUAAUCCUUGCCACUUUGUAUUGAAACUGUUUUUGGAUGGAAUUUUAUGAAUUUGUAUGUUUCUUACA